Mya arenaria is the source of this 8317-nucleotide messenger RNA. Its product is annotated as calpain-15-like. Lineage: Eukaryota; Metazoa; Mollusca; Bivalvia; Myida; Myidae. Gene Ontology annotation, biological process: proteolysis. Gene Ontology annotation, cellular component: cytoplasm. The coding region runs from base 1606 to 4206 and encodes 866 amino acids. The transcript has 14 exons. Gene Ontology annotation, molecular function: calcium-dependent cysteine-type endopeptidase activity. The record is from RefSeq and is a predicted model, not a curated record.
AUCAUAUCUGUUCAUGAGUGCAGAUAAAUAUAUUGACACUGUUUUUUAACUUACUGGGACUUACGUGGUAGACAAGCCUAAUGAAUUUUGAAUUGGAAAAAUGCACAAAAACUGCGAAAGAUGCAUGUGUAUUAAGCAAUGUGAUUCAUCAGUGACUCAUGACUAACCAUGAAGUAUUCAGCCAUAAAAGCCACUAAAAGAAUUUACGACCAAGUUAAACAUUUGAACAGGGAAAUGUUAAACUGUAUUGGCUUACAUAUACAUAGCUAAAUGCUUUUUAGAAGUAUUAUGAGUAUUCAUGACCAAUGAAUGAGCUUGUGGAAACUGAUCAAUACUGGACGUAGGAAGAAAUAUUGUGAUUCUUGAAAUGACGAGGAUACUGCGAUAGAGGAUGUACUCUCCUUCCUGCUGACCAUAAUAUUUGUAUUUAAAAAAGUGGAUAAUAAAGUAAAGAUUCUGUAUUCACAAUGGAUCUUCAGUUGGAUGGCGGGUGUAACUGGGAAUGUCCAUUAUGUACAUUUAUGAACUCAAGAAUAUUGAACGCUUGUGAAGUUUGUCAUGGAAAGAAGCCUCAGACUCCAGAGGAUGUUCCAAAACUGUUCUUAGCCAGAACACCAAGUGUCGAAGAGCAAAAAGGUAUUCAGGUGACUCAAGAUAGUAAAGGUGAAAAGGUUGUGAAUGGUGAUGUUCAUGAUGAGUCUAAUUCAGCUGAGGAUAAGACCAAAAACAUUAUGGAGCCAACAAAAGAUAAUGGUAUGAAUAAAAAGGCUAGUGAUGUUAAGAAAGUUGACGAAGUUGAAACUAAAGAGAAAGCUCCAGCUGCUACUAAAGAUAAAGCAGUUGUAGCAACUGGAAAUGCUGCAAGUAAUGGAAAGAAGCUGAGUCCUCCUUCAAAGCAAGAUGUAGCAGGUAAUUCAAAAUCUAAUCCAGUAGAUAAGAAAGGUGUGGCUAAGACGAGUCCAAAGCAGAAAUCAGUUGGACUAGCAAAAAAGGCUGAUAGUGGUAAGAAAGCAGUAAGCGAGAAAUCGACUUCAAAUAAUAAUAGAAAACCAAAUGUAAAUAGUAAUGAUAAAGAUCAGUUAAGACGUAUUAUGAGGGAUAAACCAGGAGCAAAAGCUGAACUCCCUAAGGUUGUGAAAAAUGCUACAGUCAAACACAAGGCUGAUAAUACUAAGGAAGACUUCGUUUGGGUAUGUGUUAAUAAAGACUGUAAGCAAACCAAUGAAUCAUACUUUGAUUCUUGUAAAAUUUGCCACAAAGACAAACCGAAGGAUUGUGUGUUCAUCAAACAAAGUCCAGAAAAGCGUAAAAAACCUGAAAAGGAAAACAGCGAAACAAAUGAAUCUGAAAGUGAUGAGGCAAAAGCUAAAAAAAUCGAUGAAAAAGAUUGGUCUUGUAAAAGGUGUACCUUCUUGAAUAAAGGGACUGCUGCAAAGUGUUUGGUGUGUUUGGCACCCAAAAUAUCAAAUAUUCCAACCCCGGAAUCUAUUCCAAGUGAAAUAGACUACUCCAAAUUCCCUCCAUCAACUAAUCCAACUUCACCAACCAGAAAAAUUCCAGCUAAACGCCACUCAGUUCAAGAAGAUAAAGGUCAGAAUAUAAACAAUGGUAAAUCUGGAGGUAAUGGAUUGCCUUCAAAAGUGCAAAAGACUGAUGUUAAACCUAAGGUUGGGAAAGAGAAGGACAAUGAAUUACCUGCGGUUCCUAAAAGAUCGCAAGUUGAAAAAGUUAACGAAAAAAACAAAAGAAAGGGGUAAGAUAGUUUUACCACCAAAUUCUAAGAAAGAAGUUUCAAAUGAAAAUCAGACAGGGAAAAAGCAGAUUGACUUUUGGGAAUGUCCAAAAUGUACAUAUCAUAAUAAUGUCCAUGCAAUCAAGUGUUUCUGCGGAACUGCGAAACCUGUUAUAGGGGAGUCUUGGUCGUGUAAAAGUUGUACCUAUAUGAAUGAUACAAAAAAUAAAGAAUGUGCAAUGUGUCGGAUUUCCAAGAGUGAUUCCGUUAGUGGUGGUGUUGAUAAAAAGUCACCGGAGAGUAAAGAUGGUAAAAAAUCAAUUAGUGUUGAUGUACAAAGAGAUGGGAAAGUGGUUGUUAACCCAACAAAAGAUGUGAUAGAAAUAGAUUCACCUAUAAUUGAAAAAGCUAAACCUAAUGUAUCAAAAGAGAAAGUUGACAAGAAAGGCAGCAGUCAACAGAAUUUAGAUAAAUCUACCGGUCAUCAGUGCAUGGUGUGUACAUUUUUAAACUCGACAAGUUCAGGCCGAUGUAAAGUGUGUUUAUCAAAUCUGACUCCGUUUUCUGGAGACCAGAUAGUGAGUGUGGGAACUUUGCGACCAAAACAUUCACUUCAGAGGCAGCAGUCUGUUCUCGGGAAGGAACUUCGGGAGAUAGAGGAUAAUGAAGCGCUAGAGUUGUGGGAGCAUAUCAGGCUGUACUGUAGGGAGAACCACAUAACAUUUGUGGAUGAUUCAUUCCCGCCAUCUUCAAAGUCACUAUACCGUGACCCGAGCAGCGAAUUGGCGCGUUACCAGGUCAACUGGCUACGGUGUAAGGAUAUGCAUGCACACAAGUCCGAGGACAAAGUUCCCUGGAAGGUCUAUAGGACGCCAUUGCCUGAUGACAUUUCACAGGGCCAGCUUGGAAAUUGCUGGUUCCUGAGUGCAUUAGCUGUGCUUGCUGAACAGCCAGAGUUGAUCCAGAAAAUCAUACCAACGAAGGAGGUUUGUGCCGAGGGUAUCUACCAAGUGCGCCUUUACAAAGAUGGGGAACAGCAGAUUGUCCUUGUGGAUGAUGUUUUCCCUUGCGAUGAAUAUUCAAAACUUAUAUUCUCAAAGGCAAGGAGAAAGCAGCUAUGGGUUCCAUUAAUUGAGAAGGCCAUGGCAAAACUACAUGGAUGUUACGAGGCUCUAAUUGCGGGAAAAUGUAUCGAGGGUCUAUCUGUUCUGACUGGAGAACCAUGCGAAAGUAUCGCUCUUCAAGAUAACAAGAAUACAGAUGAUCGUGUUGAUAAAGACCUUGUGUGGGCUCAGUUGCUCAGUUGCAGAGAAUCAAGGUUUCUCAUGGGUGCAUCGUGCGGUGGAGGUAAUAUGAAGGUUGAUGAUGAAACAUACAAGGAGAUGGGUCUGCGGUCGAGACACGCCUACUCCAUAUUGGACGUGCAGGAAGUACAGGGAAACAAGUUAAUGCGUCUACGAAAUCCAUGGGGCCACUUCACAUGGAAAGGGGACUGGAGUGACAAAUCUGACAAGUGGGCUCAGAUACCUGACAGGAGGAAACAGGAGCUCAUGCCCUGUGGAUCAAGUGACCCGGGCGUGUGUUGGAUGUCCCUAGAUGACCUUGUCAAGUACUUUGACAGUGUUGAUGUGUGCAAGGUUCGUCCCGACUGGCGAGAGUCGCGGGUAAAAGGUGUGUUUCCCUCCAAUGCAUCCCAACCCAUGAAUGUUACCAAGGUGACAGUAUUCUACACGACAGAUGUGGAAGUGGGCGUGUUCCAGCCAAGUGAUAGAGGUGUUGAGAACCACAAGGGUGUGCUCGAUUUAUGCAUCCUCGUUAUGAGGGAGACAAAGUCCGAUACCCAUCCGUUUGGCAAGUUGAUCAAAUGUAGCCGUCGUCAGCUAAAGAGUUUUGUUGGUUGUAAUGUCAUGUUGGAACCUGGGGAAUAUGUUCUUGUACCUCUGGCCUUUAACCAUUGGUCAAGUGAUCCAGUGGGGAAGGGUCGUGACUUUGUGAUGUCAAUUCAUAGCUCAAAGGCAAUAAUGAUCGAUGAGGUGAACACGGCAACAGAUAAAUAUCGACAGGGAUUCGCUAACGCAAUCAUACAGUUGGCACUUGUGAAGGGGAAGCGAGAGGAGUUGCGUAAUGGUGUAACCUGCUAUUCCCUGAUGCAUGGCUGGUGCGGGGGACUCUUCGUAGUGGAGAAUCGGUUGCCUAGUAACAGCGUACAGGUCAAGUGUAACUGUAGUGACAGUUCAAACCUUGUGUCAACACGUGGAGCGCUUGAAACUGUGGAUAACAUUCCACCUCUUCAUAGGCAAGUUAUAAUGGUGCUAUCUCAGCUCGAGCGAAUGUCAUCCUACCACCUUUCACGUCGGAUCAUCAACCGCAUAGACAUAGGCGCUGGGCUCGGGGAUUGGGCUCCAAUGGGCGUCCACCGAAUACCGACUCUAGAUUCCGUCACAGCUGGGCUACAUAUACCACUGCCAAUCUGAGGAUGCAUUGCUGGUGUUCAACCAUAUACUAGUCCUAGAUCACUUCAUGGCUGGGCUACAUAUACCUCUUCCAAUCUGAGAAUGCUUUGCAUUUGUUUCCUAGUAUAGUUAAAGCCUCAAAAAGUCCUGCCCUUGUAGGAAGAAUUUUGUAGGCAUGUUUAUCAGAUAAACAAACUAUCACUCAUGCAGAGGGAUGCUGUACCUGUGCUAAAUAUAGCUGAAGUCAUGUUUCAAGCUACAGGAAAGUGAACACUGCCAAAUGUAUUUGUUUAGAAUCUGCAGUUCAUGACCCUAUUAACUCCUCCCCAGGGUUUUGUCGGUCAACAGCUAUAUAUGCAAAGUACAAUUAGGUGCAUUUUUUCAUGAAUUUUCUUGGUCAUAUCAUUUGAAAUGUUGCAAAGAAUGUACAGUAUGAUGUUUUAGGCAAAAGACUUCUAGGUUACUGUAUUUCACUAUUUGAAAAAAGGGCUCUUUGAUGUGAAGCAUGAAAUACCAUGAAAACCUGCCCCAGCGCCAUUUAGUGGCUUAAAUAGUCAAGUUGGGGGUUUAACAGCUGGGCUACAUAAACCUUCACCAACCUAAGGAUAUUUUGUGUUCAUAUGUGCUGUGACUAUCAAAAUGAACAAAAAAUAUAUAAUUGAUCGAAUGUAAUUUAGUUAAAAAAACGUUUUUCUACCUCUAAAUGCCUAUUUCAAUGGAUGGAUUGAAGGAAUUUGUUAUUUCUUCGUGCAAUGUAGUAAGUAGGAUCCACCAAGUCUUGAUCAAGAUCAUUGAACCUAGGCAGUUGUAUUGUUAAUUUACACCUGUUUUAUUGUUCAUUUUAUCCAAGGCAGUUUCAUUUAUUAUUGAACCUAGGCAGUGUCAUUGCCUAUUUCCUAGGCAGUGUCAUUGCCCAUUUUAACCUAGGUGUCUUCAUGGAUCAUUGAACCUAGGCAGUGUCAUUGCCCGUUUUAACCUAGGUGGCUUCAUGGAUCAUUGAACCUUGGCAGUGUCAUUGCCCGUUUUAACCUAGGUGGCUUCAUGGAUCAUUCAACCUAGGCAGUGUCAUUGCCCGUUUUAACCUAGGUGGCUUCAUGGAUCAUUGAACCUAGGCAGUGUCAUUGCCCGUUUUAACCUAGGUGGCUUCAUGGAUCAUUGAACCGUGUCAUUGCCCGUUUUAACCUAGGUGGCUUCAUGGAUCAUUGAACCUAGGCAGUGUCAUUGCCUGUUUUAACCUAGGUGGCUUCAUGGAUCAUUGAACCUAGGCAGUGUCAUUGCCCAUUUUAACCGAGGCAGUUUUAUUGCCCGUUUAGAAUAAGGCAGCUUCAUUACUUGUUAUCCUGUACAGUACACAUAAACAUGUACCUUUGCUUUUAAAUCAGAUGAAGCUGUUGGAAUGGUAUUACUUAUUUUAUCACAAAAUCAGCCAGGACUUCUGUCCAUCUACUGAUAGAUAAUUUAAAUGAAUAAAUUUGCCAAUUUGAGGAAGCAUUAACAUUAUUGUGAUAAUGAACCAUGUUACAUGCAAAUGAAUUUCCAAUCAAUUACUGCAGAAUGCAUGAGGUUCUUUUUUAAUGAAUUUAUUUUCGUUUUUUUUUGCCAAGACAAUUCGGCAAAGUUGAGCCGUGCAUUUGUCAUUAUUUGUCAAGCUGUAUUUUUUUUAUAUUUCAACUGCAUUUUAAAAUUUUAAAUCGUCAACCGGAUAGAUUUUCAAAACACACAAGGUUAUUAUUUAAUGCAUUGUUACUGUAUAUGUAAUAGUUAAACCUUUUUAUCUUACGUUGAUUAUGAAGUUAUUAAAACAUAAUAUUAAGCAGUCUUGUUGGCAAAAUGUUACGCAAGAGAGAUUGGUCGUGUAUUGUGGCAGAAGCCGGAGCCCCGAAAAAAAAAACACUUGUAAGGCUCAGUGAUCACAAUAAAACCUAUCUUGCGCCCAGGCCAGGUCAAAAACCUGGACAUCUUGGUGAGAAGCAUAUGUGCUAGCCACUGCGAUAAACAGAAUAUAUGUUAUGUAUCAUGACACUGAAAAUUAACAUUCAUGAAGCACAUGUUUGUUCUGUUAAAUGCGCUUUAGAUUGAAAUUUGUGAAAUAUGUACUAUUAUGAUUAAACAUUGUUUAUGUAUAUUGUAGAUUAGCAUUAAAAUUUUACCAAUGCCUUUCAUGUGUAUAGAUAAGUAAAGACUUAUCUUACUGGACUAGCGACGUAUUUGCUCAAGGUCAAAUGUAGGAUUAAAUGAUUGAGUUGUACAUGUUAAUGAUGUGUCAGAAGAUGUCUUUUUCAAAUAUUGUACAAUUGAUGUUGUGUUGUUAUAUGUACUUACAUUGGGCAGAUUGUUCAGAACUUUGUUCAAAUUAUCAUCAUUGUUAACUUUAAAGAUGAACUUUUUUGUAACAUGCUAAUAUAUUUAUAUAAAACAUGUACAUCUGAAACAGAUGUCUUAAACAAUGUUAGAAAUACUUCAAGCUACAAGUAUGUCCAUUUAAGUUCCAGAGGAGUAAAGAUUUGAAAGUUAACAACGAUCACGUUAACAAAGCGGUUAACAUUAACAAAGUUCUGAACAAUCAGCAGGUCGUGUUGCACAAUCUCAUUCAUCCAACACAUACAGCUUAGCAUUAUACUGCAUUGAUACAAAAUAGAGUUUAUAAUACAAUUCAUGCUACUUCUUCAUAUACUUAGGGUUAUAUUUUCCAUUGUUAAUAAGAUAAGCAGCCUCCAGGGGUUCUAACAGCUAAUAAUUAUCGAUCCUGAAAAAAAUCCAGCUGUUGGUUUGAAUUUGAGGAAUUUGAUCAUGCUAAAAGCAGGGUUCAGGGGAUUAGACCCUUCUUGAACAGGUUUACAGUCAUUUAUAUUCAUUUAAAGGUCUUUCUUGUGUUUUUGAUGCAAAUGUCGGGAGCAAAAAACAAUCUUUACAACUGUACAAUAUUCUGUUCAAAGCUCUAAAUCCUGAUUUCAAGAUUAAUCUUAAAUUGAAGAACCCCUGGGCCUCGUUUAGUAGAAGUUAAAUUGAAUAUUUAAAUUUUUGGAAAAGUUUCUUAGAACACAACCUACAUUCUCAGCCAAUGGAAUUUAGAUAGACAUUCAUUAAGUACUACGCUUAAUCAUUAAGAAUUUCAAUUUACGCAGGUGUUCAAAGGUUUUCCGCCUACUCCCAUUUUUUCGAUACAGUCCAUGUGUCAGAUUUUGAAUUUACAAUGUGUCAGCUAAUGAGGUUGUAUUCCAAGUCAGUAAGAUGACCCAAAGUAAUAUCUCAAUGAUUAAGAAGGGAUCAUUUGCUCCCUCACUAUGCCCAUUCUUAAUCAUUAAAAUCUUACUUCAUGUCAUCUAUCUAUAACAUAGCACACAUCCUUGCAUAAUAAUAUGCUUAAUGAAUGAAAGUUUUAUAUGUAUGCAUGCACUUUGUAUUAACCAUGAUUUUCAAUUUAUUAGAAUUAACUUUGUUCUUUAAUUUUCUUUCUUUUUUAUUGCCGUUAUUAAAAUGUUCAUUGGAGAAAGUUUAUGCUUUGUAAUCAAAUCAUCUUUGUUACUGUUUGUGUCAAGUUUGAAUUAGUUACAGUUUAUGUUAGUGUUGUAUUUACUUAUAUGUAUGUGUUCUAGGAUAAUAUUCAUUUUCAAAUUUGAAGCAUCACUAAAUCUUGAAAUAUAUUAUACAUUACACAUAUAUUGGGAUUGUACAUGUUAAUUUAUGUUAAAACACGUUUUUUAUUAGUUAAUUACUUACUUAUGAAAUAUCAUCUGUGAUGGUUUUUCUUUGAUAAUAAACACAGCAAAUGUGUCCUUUUUGUCUACUCUUUUGUACAAUUCAUUGUCCUACACAAAUCAGAUGUCAUUUGAUGGGAAGACCUCAAUUUCUCCUAUUUUGGUCCAAAUAUCAAGAGGUACACCUCAAAUAAAAGUUGGGAGGAUUUUGCUUCAAAAAAGGCCGGGGUGCCUGACCCCAAAUAUCCUACCGGACAGCAAUUAAGCCUAUUUGGCAGAGGAGGUGUGGUUAAUCGGGUUUAUGAGGUCUGCUCUGGUCAGCAGUUUUGAUUGUAAACAUUAACAUGGCUUGUGGUGUUACCUUAUAUGAUUCUGAUAGAGUGGUACAGAAGAAUUUGUCCAUUGGUUUCUCAUUUGAGAUUAGAUAAAUAAAA